Molecule: messenger RNA, 8267 nt
Organism: Mercenaria mercenaria
Lineage: Eukaryota; Metazoa; Mollusca; Bivalvia; Venerida; Veneridae
Exons: 7
Coding region: 1505-3925 (806 amino acids)
Biological process (GO): resolution of meiotic recombination intermediates
Cellular component (GO): condensed nuclear chromosome
Molecular function (GO): single-stranded DNA binding; ATP hydrolysis activity
Source: RefSeq, a predicted model, not a curated record
GAUACAAGGAUGAAACUUCUAGCCAGUCUUCUCCAGGCCAUGAAAACUAUAAUACCAAAGUGUUCCCAAAAUACUAAGAAGGAUUAUAUAUAUACAAUGUAGAAUUGAAACAUUUGUGUAUUUUUCUUUAAGUCUUUGGUAAUUUCAUGAUUUAGUGCAUAGACAGUAGUUUCAUUUGUAGUUUCUAACUAGAUUCGCGGGUACUGUUGGGCAGGUGGGAGGUGUCAAGUCUUUGUUUUCUGCCCAAUAACCUAGGACUGACUGAUUGCAAUGAAGUUUGGUAUAUAAGUAGAUUGCAUUGGGGAGUUCGGGAUUGCAUAUUAGGUCACUAGGUCAAGGUCAUGAUCAGAGUUUGGGAUUGCAUAUUAGGUCCCUAGUAAAGGUCAAGGUCACUGUUACUUAGAUCAGGAAAAUGGUUUAAUUUCAAUAACUUUGGAUUUAUGUAUUGAAAUCAAACUUCAGUUAUAGGUAACUAUAAGAAAAACCAAGGUUGGGAUUGUGUAUGAGGUCAUUGGGUUCAAGGUCAGUGUAACUUUAUUUUACUGCAGACUUAAUAAAUUCCUCCGUGGUACAGUGGGCUUAAGGGUUGAUCUUUUGUAAUGUUGAGCGGAUGGAUUGUGGAUCAUCAGAAAGCUGGUUUUGGUUUAUAACUUCAGUUUUGACUUGCUGUCAUCAAACAUGGCAAGCUUUUACAUGAAGAACUGGCUUUUGAUUGUAUUUGGGGUUACUGUUACUAAAAAUUGAAAAAUGGUUUCCACUCAGUAUCUUUAGUUUGGGUAUAUAUAUUUUCAGCAAACCUAAAUUCAGAGUGCAAGAUCGUAACUGUAAUAUUUAUUUUACAAUUAUUGGCCAAUUUGAAGAUCACUGUGAUAUUUGGAUUGAAAAUAGUUCCUUAGCAAUAAUUUGGGAAGGCUAAUUGUGAUUGUCAAAUGUGAGAAGCAGAUAUUUGCAUCCUUGUCAAAUAUAAUCUAGUUCAGCAAGAUUGUUUUUGUGUUACAUUACCACAACAGUAUACAUUUUUUCAGCUUUUAAUUUAUAAAAAUUGGAGCAAAGUAAAAUCUUUAUUUGCUUGAAACUAGGCAAAUUGCCAAUAUCUAACGUAUGUCAUUCAGCAUGCACCACAGGAAGAUAUUUCACUAGUGAAAAGCGUAAAAUAACAUGGUGAAAAAUAAAAACUGUGAUGAUGACAAGUUAAAACAACAAUGAUGAAAAUGUGAGAUGAUAACAUUGUAUCGUUCUGAUUUUUAACUAUAAUGAUUUAGAUAUUUCAUUAUCAUCGUAUGCAUAUUUUGACUUUUUAACAAUGUAUCAUCCUUGCAGUGUUUCAAGAUUUUAUAUGUGGCAAUGUCCCUGUCUGGAUGCCGUACAUAUUCCAUCUACCCUUUCAAAAAAGAUCCUGCCUGCUCAGAAAUGUCACAUUCAAACAUAUACAUAGAGCAGUUAGAUAUUUUUUGUUAGAGCUUUUGUUGGCAGAUUAGAUGGGCAAUUUUGAGUAUCUUUUGUCAUGUUUAAUUUUCAGGUGUUACUUUGUGAAGGCUGUAACAAAGCUUCCGCGUUAAUCAGAACCAUUAGUGAGAAUUGCAUGGUACUGAGCAAGCAGAUGCACUGUUGGCUAGACAGGACGUGGUUGACUAAUGAAAUGACGCAGGAGGAAAGGUUUUUGCUCAUGCUGCCAUGUUUAAGCUCAUUCAGCUCACAACUGUUGCUGCAAAGAGUUCCCAUAAAGAAGAUAUUCUUGUCGUCUUUGGUUGAUCUUUCCAAAGAAGUUCCUGAUAUAUCGGUAUCAGUGUUGCAGAAUCUGGAGAAACUAAUGAGUAGCAGUACGGGAUUGCAACUUGGAGAAGUUUCAACAGACGAAAGCAAUGGUGACUGUUAUGAUGAAGAUCCAGCCAGCGAAGAUAUUGUUAACGACGUUAAGAUAACUGUAAAGGAAGUUAAAGAACUUUCAUGUCAGCAAUGUCAAGGAGAAAGAAAGGUCAAGGUUACUAGAGACAUUUAUGUACCAGAAGACUUUCAGAAAGUCGAGGAAAACGUUCAACGUGAAAUUGGUAUGGGUAUGCAUGCACAAAUUCUUACAGAAGCUAUGUCAGUUUCGAAAGAGGCGGAUAAGAAGAAUGAGUCCAAAGACCAUAAAAAGAAAACCAAAAUGUGUAAGGAUUACUUAAACGAAAAUCUGAAAAAUCGCCCAGUACCAGUGGAAGAAAAUUCAAGAAGGGGUAUAAAAAGUAUCAAUGUUUCAACAGAUAAAUGCGGAACAAAAGAAAAUAUAUCAAACAAAUCUGGCCCUGUACGGACUAACAAUUUUGAAGAAUGGGAACAUCUGAAUAACUUCAUUUCAAGUAAAAGUGAUUUUGAGAAAGAUAUAGCGAAAGCAUGCAAGGAUUAUAUAAAUGACUGUCAUGAAAGCACAAGCAGCAUGUACAAUGACAGGUAUAUAAAUCCAGUUGGAAAACUUCAGAAAAUGAGACAACGUGAUUUGUUGAAAUGUUCAAGACCAGAAAACGGCAGCAGUGGUAAACAUUCCGAUGCAUUUAGAAAAAAUGAACAUGAAAGCCAAUAUUUUACCAAAUGCAAUACUACUGGUUACAUGAAUUCAGCGCAGAAUAAUGUUAAUAAAGAGUCGGUAACAGUAAGUCAGUUACCAUAUUUAACAAAUAAUACCAAACAGAUGCUUAUGGAACAUCAGGGAAAGCGUCAUUGUAAUACAAAUCGAGAAAUGCUUGUAUUCGAAAUGAGCCACGAUCAUGCAUCAUUGUCAGAUACCCAACAAAAUGCAAAUUCAGAAGAUAAAAUGUAUCAACGUCACCCCCAGCAAUUUCUGAAUCAGACUGAAAUACGUAAAGAGACUUUUGAUUAUAAUCAUGGAUUACCGGUCAACUCACGUCAAUUAUUAAUCAGUGAUGGAACCGUAUUUGAAAAUCCAUCUGUGGCUGAUGUUUCUGUGAGAACACAUUACAAUAACAAUUCUAAUCAGAUCCAUAGAAAUACUGUACAGAAUCAAUUUGGUUUUGCAACAGGGUGUAGAGUACCAAAGAGCAGAAGUGACCUUGAGAAAGAAUUUCCACCGUCUGAAGAGAUUGAUAGGUCUAUUUCCUUUGAAAAGGGACCAAAUUAUAUUGCAGAUACAUGUAAUUUUAUCUUAGAAAGAUCAGACAAAGAGUCUAGAACAUACAGUGUUCCAUUGCCAAACUCAAAAAAUGACAAUUGUCGAUCGAGAGGAAGCAUUCAUGUGAACGAUGACUUUGAAUCUGUAAACCAGAGAGGAGACAAUAAUUUUCCAACAUUUACAGAAAACAGACGUGAACAAGAUGGUAGUGAACGUUUGCAAAAUGACAUCCCGGUAUUAACUUUUGAUGACUCUCAGAAAAUUCAGUUUGAUUUCAAACCAAAAAUGGUGGAUAACUUCAUUAACAGUGUUGAAACGAAACCGGAUAGAAUCGAUGGAAAUGAUAGACAUGACUUGUAUUUAAAUCCUAAGUUAGAGAGGAUUACACAGAGACAACAUGUCGUGGAAGAACCAGAUGAGAUGAAUGAUACAAGUAAUAAUAUGUCGCUUGCCGACGACCUAAGAGAAACGACAAGGAAAUUGCUUGCAAAUUCUCGACAGUUUUCACGGUUUGAUGCACAUUCAAAACGACAUCCUCUGCAGAAAGUAAGCAUAGGUUUGGCACAGCCACGCUUAAGAAAUAGUGCAAAUGUAACCGAAGAGGAUGACCGAAGGAUGAUGGCACAAUCGCUAUGGGGAACAAACGACUCGCCACCAAUGGAUCUAGAAUAUGACAACUCGCAGUUAAAUAGAAUUCUUCAAAACCGACAGGACACAUCGAACCGGGCAAUUUACACGAAUCAAACACCUCGGAAGAAGAGAAAAUUGACUUACCAAAGUGUUCCUGGCAAAGGACAAACAAAACUUGUGUUCAAGUAACUCAAGUUUUGUAACACUAGGCAAACAGGCGAUUUUACUGCACAUUAAAUGAGUUUUUAAUUGACUAUAUAUAUUAUAUUUUAAAAUGAUGUACACAAAUCGUUUCAAUCCUGUUGAAUGCGAUUUUUGUUGAAUUUAUGGAUCCGACUAAAAGUGUGCAAAUAUAAGUGCGUUCAAAAUUUGGCAUAUUGUUUUGUUUAACAAAGACAUGCUUGCCUUCUUGUACCUUGAAAAUAUUGCUUUGGUUAAGUCUGGUUUAUAUAAAUUCUGCUUCCUUUUGUAUAAUUUGGAAAAAAUAAGGUGCAACUAAUUUUAUGCUAAUUGAUGUGUCUUUAACAUUUAUAUACAUGAAAACAUAGAUGAAAUUUUCAAUCUAGAGGUUAACGUCAAUGGAAUCUGGAGUAAACAAUGAAAUACACUUCUAUGAUUUUUUAGAAAUCUAGAUUAUAUCAGAUUUAGCUAACAGCAUAAAAAUUUCUAGUAUUUGAUAUGCUUACAGCAUGCGUUCUUGAAGAGCUAUUACGGAAAUUGCCUGCUAUUUUUGCAUGCAUCAUAAGCCACAGAGAUAUACACACACUAGUGUUACCUGUGUCACUUGUGCUAAAAGUUGAAAAUUCAGAACUGUUCUUGAUGUCAAAAUAACACAAUAUCACAUCCGUUUAAGUUAGUAUAUAAAUUGGCACUUAUUUAAUUAAGAGAAUAGUUAUCACUUCAGAUGGUCAGUUUAUAGCCUUUUGAUAUUGAUGUAGUAAGUUUAUGAAAGAUUUAGUGAUAAUUAAGGUUGUUUUUCUAUUUUAAGCGUCAAAGUUUUUAGCUCACCGAGCUGUUGUGACCGGUCAUUGUCCAGCGUCCGGCAACAUUUGCCUUGUGGACACUCUAGAGGCCACAGUUGUGACCCAAUCUUUAUGAAACUUGGUCAGAAUGUUAGUCUUGAUGAUCUCUAGGUCAAGUUCGAAACUGGGUCAUGUGGGGUCAAAAACUAGGUCACUAGGCCUGAUCAAAGGAAAAUCUUGUGAACACACUAGAGGCCACAGUUAUGACCCAAUCUUUAUGAAACUUGGUCAGAAUGUUUGUCUUCAUGAUCUCUGGGUAAAUUUCGAAACUGGGUCAUGUGGGGUCAAAAACUAAGUCACUAGGCCAGAUCACAGGAAAAUCCUUAGAACACUCUAGAGGCCACAUUUGUGAUCCAGUCUUUAUGAAACUUGGUCAGAAUCUUUGUCUUGAUGAUCUCUAGAUUAGCUAAGAAACCGGGUUAUGUGGGUUCAAAAACUAGGUCAUUAGGCUAGAUCAAAGGAAAAGCUUGUGAACACUCUAGAGGCCACAGUUUUGACCCAAUCUUUAUAAAACUUGGUCAGAAUGUUUGUCCUGAUGAUCUCUAGGUCAGGUUAGAAACUGGGUCAUGUUGGAUCAAAAACUAGGUCACUAGGCCAGAUCACAGGAAAAGAUUGUGAACAUACUAGAGGCUACAGUUUUGACCCAAUCUUUAUGAAACUUGGUCAGACUGUUUGCCUUGAUGAUCUCUAGGUCAGGUUUGAAUCUUGGUCUUGUGGGUUCAAAAACUAGGUCAUAUGGUUAGAUCAAAGGAAAAGCUUGUGAACAUUCUAGAGGCAUUAGUCGUGACUCAAUCUUUAUGAAACUGACUCAGAAUGUUUGUCUUGAUGAUUUCUAGGUCAAGUUUGAAGCUGGGUCAUGUAGGGUCAAAAACUAGAUCACUAGGCCAUGCCAAAGGAAAACCUUGUUAACACUCUACAGACAACAAUUUAAGUUUGAAACUCCUGCAAAUUAGUCGGAACGUUUGUCUUGAUGAUCUAUAGUUCAAGUUUAAAUGUGUCUUGUGGGAUAAAAAAAAACUAGGUCUCCUGUUCAAAUUAAAGGAAAAGCUUGUGAACACUCUAGAGGCCACAGUUGUGACCCAAUCUUUAUGGAACUUGGUCAGUAUGUUUGCCUUGAUGAUCUCUGGGUCAGUUUCGAAACUGGGUCAUGUGGGGUCAAAAACUAGGUCAGUAGGCCAGAUCAACUGUGGUGAGCGGUAUAGGGUCAUCAUGGCCCUCUUGUUAUAGAAAAGAAGUGUUGUCAUCACUUGAUGAGGCCCACUUUCUGUACCCCACGACAACAAAGUUUUAAGGGUUGGGGCGGGUAUACUGGUUUCAGGUUGUCUUGUCUUUUCUGUCCGUCCGUAGAUCAGUCUUGUGCGCACCGACUCUCCUCAUCCCCUUGACACAACUUAAUGAAACUUCAGAAAAGUGAUCAUUAAGAACAGCAGUUGUGCAAUGUGCAUGUUAGGUUCUUUCAGAAAAAAUAAAUUGGCAGAGUUAUGGGACUUUGUUUUUUGUUAAUAUACUACAAACAUAGUCUGCAUAUGCAAUAUUGUGCGCGCCUGAUCUCCUGAACCCAUGUACACAAUUGAAUGAAACUUAACACAAGUGGUCAGUAGUAACCCAAGUUGUGCAUGGUGGAUGUAAGGUUCUUUCACAAAAAAAAAUCUGCGCAGUUAUGGGACUGUGUUUUUUUUUUUGUUUGUAUCUAUACUAUAUACAUACUGUCUGCAUCUGCAAUCUUGUGCGCGCCUAUUCUCCCGAACCCUUGCACAUAAUUUAAUGAAACUUCACACAAGUGAUCAUGUGCAUGGUAUAUGUCACGUUCUUUUAGAUAAAUAUUCUGCAGAGUUAUGGGACUUUGCUUUUAGUUACUAUGCUAUAGACAUAGAGUCUGCACAUGCAACCUUGUGCGAGCCUUAUCACCUGAACCAUUGCACACAGUUUUAUGAAACUUAUCACAAUUGAUCAGUACUAACCUUACUUGUGCAUGGUGCAUGUUAAGUUCUUUCGAAAAGAUAUUCUGCAGAGUUAUGGGACUUUGGUUUUUGUUACUAUACUAUAUACAUACAGUCUAUAUACAUACAGUCCACAUAAUUAUACAAUCUUGUAUGAGUCAAAUUGCAAUAUAGUGUGUCAGUGCAUGCGGGAAUGGGGGUACAUUCAUCACCUUCAGUGAUAGCUCUAGUUUUCUCAAAAACUAUAAAAGCUAUGAUUGUUUUGAAACUGCGUACAUGUUUAUCUAUAAGCAAAGAACCGUAAACCUCUUGCAUUAUAGUUUAUACUAAUUUAUUUUAGCUCGAUUAUAAUGAAGCUUCAAGCUUGUUUGAACAACUUUUGAGUCUGCUUCCUUGAAAAACUAGUACUGGUAUCAUAUGAGAAGUUGUGAUCGUGACCCGGUGGGGCUCCAACCCACGACCCCCGGGUUGAGCGGCCGACACCUUAACCACUAGUCCACUGAUCCCCUUAAACUCAUGUAUUGCCCUUUUUGUACUUAAUAAUUGAAGUUCCUGGUUACAUCACUAUCCUUGAAUACCAUGAAAGCAAUUAAUAAUUGAAGUUCUUGGUUACAACACUAUCCUUGAAUACUAUGAAAGCAAUUUUUCAGAUUUGUUAAUCAUUAUAAGUGAGUAUAUUGGCCAAGAAUCAUAACUCUCAUUUGUAUUUUGUCAGACUUAUUGCCCUUUUUUACUUAGAAAAUCGAUUAAAUUUGUUCAGGUUAAAAUUUGUGUUAGGGUCCUCUUCACUUGUUUACUUUACGAGCGAUACCUUUGAAACUUUGUAGACCUGUUUAGCAUCAUCAGUUGAUUAUACAGACCAUGAACUGUAACUCGUACUUUAUGUAAGAAUUAUGGCCCUUACAAAUUGUUUUUCUUGAUCUUUAUGUUAAGGUUUUCUUGAAUACUGUAGCGUUGAAACUUUAUACAUUGUUUUGUGGUGAAUAGGUGUGUAAGAAUGCGAAGAACCAUAUCUCUUUUCUUGCAGUUACAGAUGAGCGUUUGAACCCACGGGCAUUGCUCUUAUUAAAAUUGAUCUGAUGGGCCAAGAAGUUUCUAGGCAACCAUAUCAUUUGUGUACUUGUUGUUUUUAUUUAUGUAUUCAGAAAAUAAUGCAAAAUUUCAUUGCAAAGAAAAGUUAGCAUUUCUACAUUAAAUAUUAUAAUUGAAAUAUCGAAAAUACUGGUUUCUAAAAAACUGAUUUUACUUGAACUGGAAAGUAUGUCACUGAUAAGACUGGAUUUGUAUCUUUUAUAUAAAAUUGUUAGGAAGGGGUAAAUUAUGAGAAAAUAGUGAUUUGAAAGAUUUUUUUUUUUUGGUAAGUAUUUACAUGUAUUUUCAAAAUACAUGUUUUUAGAAUGCCUGGAACACAUCAUGCCAGAAUGUAGUCCCGUUUCUCAAGAGUUUGACUUUCACUACUUCUAAAUCAGAUGUGUGAAAAUGUUGUUUUUUGAACUUUAAUUAACACAUGUCUGUACAGUUACUGUAUUUUGUUUAAGUCAUAGAAUAAAGAGAAAAACACGUCAUGAA